GGCCACACACGCUGCAUAACACCAAAUAAACACACGAAACAAAACUCGAUUUGUGUCGUACUUUAUUUUUUUUUUGAGUGACAAUUGAAAAGUAUUUGGCACAGAAUGCAGAAAAAGCCGCUGAAUGCGAAUACGCUGCUGGAUAAGCUGCAUCGCGGCGCCGUCUACGCCUGCAUCGGCGUCACAUUAUAUGGCACAUAUAUGCUCGGCAUGCGCUAUUAUCAUUACUACACUGUGAUCCGGCCGGAAAAACAGCAGGCGGAGCUGAAGCUGCUGGACGAGGGAGCGCACGACAAGGCCAAGGAGCUGAAAUAUUGAGAGGCUGCAACCUCGACCAAUUACCAAUUGUUUGUUAAGUGUUAAUAAAUAAAUGCGAACGCAUAGCUUAA
This is a messenger RNA of Drosophila albomicans, 389 nucleotides long. RefSeq lists its product as uncharacterized. The transcript has a single exon. Lineage: Eukaryota; Metazoa; Arthropoda; Insecta; Diptera; Drosophilidae. The coding region runs from base 106 to 318 and encodes 70 amino acids. The record is from RefSeq and is a predicted model, not a curated record.